Messenger RNA from Vanrija pseudolonga, 831 nucleotides. RefSeq lists its product as uncharacterized. Lineage: Eukaryota; Fungi; Basidiomycota; Tremellomycetes; Trichosporonales; Trichosporonaceae. The record is from RefSeq and is a predicted model, not a curated record. The coding region runs from base 1 to 831 and encodes 276 amino acids. The transcript has 3 exons.
AUGCGCAUCACCGGAACCACUGCCCAGACGGCCUUCCUCCUCGCCCUCACCGUGUUCGGCGCCAUCGUCCUCGGGCUGAACGGAUCCCUUCUGGGCGAGUUAUCUUCCCACCUGAGCCUCUACAACAGCCCCGAAUACCCUCAUCGCCGGUCCCUCAGCCCUACCUUGGCGGGGUACACGCCGCCGCUCGUGGCGCGACUGGCCGGCGAGUCCAACCUGCACAGGCGCAAGAAAGGUGGUGGUGGCGAUAGUGGUAGCAGUGGAAGCGGACCCAACUUCCACGUCCCGGGAGGGAGUAGCAGCGGGAGCAGCUCAUCAUGUCCACCCGGGGCCAUGUGCAGCAUGAUGGUGUACUUCAAGAACAUCAUCCCAGGCUACAUCGUGGUUGAGGUAUGGUCCGGCCUGGUGGUCCUGUACGCAAUCUUGCAGUACGUCUGCGCGCUGCGCCUCUCGCUGACACCCAGCCUGGUCACAUCGCGCAUCCCGCGUCUCUCAUCACUCAUGUCCGUCAACACAGACCAUGUGGCUCACGCUAUCCUCCUUGCCCUCGGCGUUGGGGGCGCUGCUGCGUUAUCCGCGGGAUUGGCCGCAGAUGUCCGCGAAUGGAGGUUAUGGAUUCUGUACACCAACCCCGCGAUGGUGUACGCAAACCUCGCGAUGGCGUGGAUCCUCUGGGCGAUCCUCUUCGCCCUCGCAGUCUUCGAGGUCAUCUACGUGCGCCGUUUCUUCCCUGGGGCUGCGAACCGCAGGAAGAGCCUCCGCGCGCUUGACUCCCAGGCUCGCUCCACCCCGGGCAGCGUAGAUGACAUUGAAACCAAGACGUCUAGCUGA